Messenger RNA from Cercospora beticola, 1039 nucleotides. Its product is annotated as kinetochore Spc25 family protein. Gene Ontology annotation, biological process: chromosome segregation. Lineage: Eukaryota; Fungi; Ascomycota; Dothideomycetes; Mycosphaerellales; Mycosphaerellaceae. Gene Ontology annotation, cellular component: Ndc80 complex. The record is from RefSeq and is a predicted model, not a curated record.
GACAUCCACAUCCUCACACACAGCAACAGGCAGCGGCCACCACACGCGCAUCCAACAUGUCGACAGCCACGAUGACUCCGAGUCGAUUUGGUUCAUCUAUUUCCGGCCGACAGCAAGAUUACGGUGUUGCAGGCCCAUCAAUGGCAGACACACUGCCAACCGUCGAUUUCAACUUUGAAGAGCUCCGGCAACGCAUGGCACAAUUUACGCAACGAUUCGACGAGUUCAUUGAGCGUGGGAGAAAGCGAGUUCUGGAGGAGAAGAAUGCCUUCCGGAUGAAUGUUGCGGACUUGGAGGACCAACAGCGACAGAAGAAACAUGCGAUUGCAGAACUGGAAAGCAAAUCGUCGAACCAUGCGCACACAUUAGCAAAAGAGGCGCAAGAGACGGCCGAGAUGCAUGACGCGAUCCGGUCGCUGACUGCUGAGAGGGAGGAGCAUACCAAUCGUCGCGACCAGCUCAAGACUGAGAUCGCAUCGACCCAAGCAAGGAUACGACAAAAGAAGGAGGCUCAGGCUGCGCAUCAACGGUCACUCGAUGCUCAAGCGCGGCACAACAUGCCCGAAUUGCGGUUCUGGGAGACUUGUCUGGGGCUACGCAUGGAAGGAACAGGCGUCGAGGACCGGCUCAAAUUCGUUUUCCUUGGGCUCGACAGCCGGGACGCGGAUCGAGAGUGCUGGUUCGAGCUGCAGAUUGGCGGGAGGGAGUACGAAAUUGCGAGCAUGAAGCCACGCUUGGACAGAGAAGAGGCGGCGGAGGCGCAGGAACGACUGAACGAGACGAAAGAGCUUGGGCCAUUUUUGAAGGCGAUGCGAAGCUCAUUCGCGAAGGCAGUGCGAGUGUGAUGGCUUUUACAGACGACUACGCCUGCAAGCAAUGUCUUUCUUGUUCAUUCUGAAAAUUCGUCGAUACCAGCGACAAGUGAUAGCCUGAGUCGAGAUGUAGAUUGCGUGCGAAACAGCGGACCUACAUGAAUGUCAGAUGGACAUCGUCCAGGGUUGUUGUUGCUGUCUGGCUUUCCAGCGCACUGACUCCCCGC